AGCAGAGAUUAAUCCAAACAAUAUUAUUAUGAUAUAUUUCAGAACCAAGCAUGGCUACAACGAACAGGAGAUUGACGAGUUCUACAGCAGUUUUUCGGAUAUAUUGAACACUUCCUACGUCCCUCCGACGUACAUUAAAAGCAUGCAUACUCUCUUGUACGAUCUUGGGUUAACAUUGGAAACUUUACUUGCAAUGGUAAGCAAUGCUAGAUGACAUAUGUUUGUAUCAAAGACAGUCGAUUAAGAUUAUUUUGAGGAUCAAAUUGUCUACACCGUGGGCUGGUAAAACCCGACAGAUUUCAAAGGUGAAUUCUUCACCGCAUUUAGAGACUAAAAUGUCAUACAAAGUUUUCUGUAAUCGGUCUUGUUUUACAGAUACUGACAAUGCUUGUGAAAAUUUAUUUCUGUAAUAACUUAGUGAAAAACGCCUUUUUGGCAGCGACGCUGCCACUAUUUGUGACUUGGUUUAGACAUACAUACUGACAGACAGUUUAAAGGAAACUCGCAUUUUUUACCUGUAAAUAAAAAACUUUACUUAUUCGUUGUAGGUACUGUUAUCUGGUUUUGCCAAGAUUUAAAAAGCAAUAACGUGCGGUGAGCAGAAAAAGCAUUUUUUUUUUUAUAGAAAAAAAAAUUUUUUUGCUCCCUAUUAUGACCUCAGGAAUGCGUGGUUAAAAUCUGUCGGGUUUUACCAGCCCACGGUGGAUAUGGGACUCAUCGCAUUAAAGCAAUACAAAAUGGUAGUCAAAGUCUGACAAUCGUAGGUACUCUAGUCGAGAAAUCUUCGUAACAAACCAGCAAGUGAUUGUAACGUCAUGAUCACUCAGAAGCUGUCUUAAAGUAUGGAAAACAAUAUAUGUUUGGGUUUGUUAGAAUUUUAUCAAUCGUAAUUAAUCAAAUCCUGUAAAAGUGACCUGACAUCAAACUCAUAUUUGAAUAAUAUUGGAAUCAUAUCCGUUAGGUCUAAUUCGCGCGUUCAUUUUGCUCUGACUUCUCCGUACUCGUAUUAGUGUGAGCGAGACGCCAGCGUGAAUGAUAAGGUAACUGAUGUGAUAUCAAUAUGACUAAAGCCUGGUCAGAAACAAGACAAUGAAAAGAAAUUUGACCGGGCUGCACGUUUGAAUUGGCCUGCUAAUUUGUUGACAGUUGAGGAAGCCGUGCAGCGUUACCUUGGUGAAAUGCAGUUGGCGGUCCAGGCUGUACAAUUGCUCGGAGAUGUUCCGUGAGGUGGCCACUGUUGUUGGACAUUGUUGCCACUUCGACAUGGCUCACUUCAGGUUAGUAUCCACAGACCUAAUGUACGUUUUCGACGCAGACAACAAAGUUUCCAAGAUGACCAACUUCAUAUCUAUGUCGGAGUCCAAAUAUUAUGAUAUUGACAUUGAUUUAUUUGUCAUUGACGCAUCGGCAGACGUCAAGGCUCUUUCUCUGAGAAAGAGGAAAUGUUCAUUAAACAGCGACCACGGCAUCAGUGCAAAUCAAAAUUGCAUCGCCAUGUUGUUGAUGAUUAAAGUUGUGAACUACUGUAGAUGUCUACCUUUCAUGUAUACAGCUGAAGAUUUAUACGUGGAAAAUUUUCCAAAUUGCACAUGGGAGCAGCACUUGUGUAUCAAUUCGCAGUAUGAAAAGGCUUCCGGGGAAAUGCAAUCACUCAUCGGCAUACACGAUUGCUACCAGAGGUGUGACUACGUGGAGUACGACCCGAAGGCGGAGUCCAUAAGAAGGAUAAGGACUGGCCAGAAUGAUACCUACACAGAAGUGGCGAUCGCGUACGCAGCCAGCACCUGCAUGAAGUACAGGAGAGAGGUUAUCUACACUUGGGACCAGAUGCUAGCUAAUCUCGGCGGCAUAUUCGGCCUCUGCCUGGGCGGUUCAAUCAUUAGCGUCAUAGAAAUUGUAUGGUUUCUAAUGGACCUUCUCAUCACUACCUACACUUUCAAAGAAAAGAAACCACAAACAAAGAUAUUCGUCAUCGAACAAAACGUUUCUAACAAGAAUGAUAAAAGUGAGAAGAGAUACAAGUUUGUGAAAUAAUUUCCUUCUCCAAUUUCGUUGCGUUAUCGCUCGCCUACUCGCCUUCGGCUCGUGGCAAGAUAUGUCGGUACUCGUGAAGUAAUGAC
Molecule: messenger RNA, 2120 nt
Organism: Cydia pomonella (codling moth)
Lineage: Eukaryota; Metazoa; Arthropoda; Insecta; Lepidoptera; Tortricidae
Exons: 7
Coding region: 1216-2034 (272 amino acids)
Biological process (GO): sodium ion transmembrane transport
Cellular component (GO): membrane
Molecular function (GO): ligand-gated sodium channel activity
Source: RefSeq, a predicted model, not a curated record